Puntigrus tetrazona (Sumatra barb) is the source of this 2810-nucleotide messenger RNA. RefSeq names its product NACHT, LRR and PYD domains-containing protein 3. The record is from RefSeq and is a predicted model, not a curated record. Gene Ontology annotation, biological process: positive regulation of inflammatory response. NCBI's taxonomy places the organism in Eukaryota, Metazoa, Chordata, Actinopteri, Cypriniformes, Cyprinidae. Gene Ontology annotation, cellular component: cytoplasm. Bases 121 to 2796 code for a protein of 891 amino acids. The transcript is spliced from 9 exons. Gene Ontology annotation, molecular function: protein binding.
CUUCUCUUCUCUUUGCUUCCGCGUUGGGAUCAACCGUCUGUUUUGUCACGAAACUGUGUCGUUCCCCCGAUAAACGGCACUAUCGACCCGCUUGUCAGAAACGGACGGUUAACUGCGGCCAUGUACAGCGAGAUUUCAUACGAUGUGCAGCAAGUGCAUAAGGAGGCUUUGAGAAACACUGUCCUGAGCUCAACUCUGCCCAGUUCUCUGUUGGGAGGUCAGCCCGUGUCAGAGGUGAUCCAGAGAGGCCACUACACGCCGCUGUCAGCGAGUGCGUACAAGGUCAUCAGUGGAUUUGUUAAGAGAGGAGACCGGGAAGCUUUAGAGGAUGUCAUAUCUCAGGAGUUUUCCCCAGGAUCUGAAGGCCGUAGACUGGUUCUUUAUGGUGAUGCCGGAAUGGGCAAGACUACAGCUGUGGAGAAGAUCAUGUGGGAUUGGACGUCAGGCACGCGUCUGCAACAUUACACGCUCCUCAUGCGAAUUCCUGUUCGGGAGCUGGCGGCUCUUGGAGGGAAAGCAGAGAGUUUGCGAAGCAUGCUGGGCCGCAUGCACACUCACAUCUCCACAGAGACUCUCGCUGGAGCUCUGCAGAGGCCUCAGUCUCUUCUUCUUGCGCUUGACGGACUGGAGCAACUGCAGCACCUUCCGUGCACUCCAUCGUCCUCACCCAGCCUCGUAUGCGACGUACAACAAGAAGCCACCGGCUCCGUCUUGCUGUACAGUCUGCUUCACGGAUCUCUCCUCGCUGAAGCUUCAAUGCUGAUCACGUCGCGAAAGCCGUUCGAGCCCUUGAGUUGUUUUGAGGUGGUCGGGUUCUCCCAGACCCAAAGGAGAACGUUCUUUCGGUGCUUCUUCGGCGACGAAGGCCAAGCAGAGAGACUUUAUCGCCAGUGUGAGCAGUCGUUGGGAGUAUACGAGCAGUGUUUUCAUCCGGCCUUCUGCUGGACGCUUUGCAACGUGUUACAAACUCAGUCAGAGAGUAAAAACGCCCCUCCUGAGACUCUUACUCACCUGCUCGGCGUUAUCACGCACAUGCUCCUGCAGAAACAGAAGAUGCAUGCAGAGCAAAGCAGAGUACUUGUGUCCUGUUUGGGACAACUAACCAGUCUGGUUUGCUCCAACAGCGACGUCACAUCCUGCGGCCUGCGUUCUUUUCUGCACCACCCCGUGCUUUCUGCUUUCUUGCGCAUCAACGGUGAUGCCACUUCCCCUGAUUCCACAUUCUCCUUCCUGUCUCCAGUGAUGCACGAGUUCCUAUCAGCCGCCUCCUUUUAUCUCGACCAAUCCGUGCAGGAGAUCUCGGACAAGCGCUCGGGUCUGUACCACACAUUUCUAGCAGGACUGUCGGACUCCGUCCAGCGUAAACCGAUAGAAGACUCCGUGGGAAAGUUCAAUGAAAGCCGAAUAUCUGCGUUCUCUCAGUGGAUGGUGGGAAAUGUUUCUAGGGUGUUGCCAGGUAUUGAUGCAACAACGCACUUUGGUGUUUUUCGGCUUCUGCAUCAUGCGCGUAACUCAUCUCUGGUCAAAGAAAGCAUUCUUAAGGCCCAGUGGAGGCUUGUGUCGUACAGCUCCAUGCAGGAGGCCGACUGCGCUGCGCUGUCUUAUGUAGUGAGUUGCGUCGGAGAGAUGGAGCACAUGAACCUGUACGGAGCAGAACUAACAGACGAACAGGUCAGGAGACUAAUACCAGCGUUACGGCUGUCGAAAAGCAUUGGUCUGUCACAGAGUCGUCUCGGUUUGCCUGCCAUCACCCACCUGUUCACAGCACUGGCUGAGGGACGGACUGUAACGCUGGAUCUUUCACACGCCAAGUUGGAAAAAGACUGGGUCAAAACCGUCUGCCACGGACUCACACUCUCCACUCUGGAGUCUCUCAAUUUGUGUGGAUGCUCAUUGGCUGCAGCUGACUGCGAGGCCCUGGCUCAGAUGCUCUCCGGAGGCUCACGACUGCAUGUGCUCAAUCUGCGUGGGACUUAUAUAGAGGAUCAAGGCCUUAUUCUUUUCAUCAGUGCACUGGAGAACUGCAGACUACUGGAAAUCGAUCUGUCCUUGUGUUCACUGACGACAGCAUCCAUCCCUGCGCUGUCUUCGGCUCUGAACAGCGGUUUUUCAGAGCUGAGGAAGCUAAAUCUGAGACAGAACAAAGUGACGGACGAUUGGAUGGAGCUGAUGUCGAAAUUUAUAAAGAAAGGCCGUCUCAACACAUUGAAUAUGUCUAGCUGUGAGUUGACCGGGUCCUGCUGCUCUUCUCUGGCAGCUGCCCUCCAAUCAGAAACCUGCCGUCUGACUGAGCUGGAUCUGUCCGUAAAUGACCUCGGCCAAUCAGGAGCGAUGCAGAUAUGCGAUGCACUCAUGGCUCCUACGUGCACACUGGAAAUACUGAAAAUGAGCAGAUGCGAGCUGACCGAGGAGGUGUUUCGAGCGCUGGGGAGUGUUUUGACGUCUGGCGUGUCAAAGCUCGUCAGUCUCUCGGUAGCAGUGAACGAUGUGGGCGACGCCGGAGCCAAACACAUUUUGGAGGCGCUGAGGCACAAACACUGCAAACUGCAGCACCUGAAUUUGGAGAUGGUGUCGCUCACAGACGCUUGCGUUGAGGUGUUAUGUCAGUCCGUUGCUGCUUGUAACACUUUAUCGACUCUGAUCCUAAAGAACAACGUAAUGACGGACUCCUCCGUACCAAGAUUGGUUAAAUUAAUGCAGGGACGCCCGCUAAUGACCGAGCUGAAUCUGAAGUAUAAUGACUUCAGUGAAGAUGUUAUUGAGUUGAUGGACACGUGCCCAAAUAUCAUUUAUUAAAGAAAUGCAUCUCA